CGUUAUGCAGCCAAACCACUAUGACCUUCUGGGUCAGGUGCAGGAUGAACCCAGAGCUCCUAAUCGAAUGACGUGGGAGACCCCUCAGUCACGUUUGCCAUCGGGUGUCGCACCCACGAGAUCAGAAGGUAGGCUGUUCUUCGUCCUGUGUCAACCCAGAUAUUUUGAAUCCGGAUUGUCUGUCCCUGUGCGAUUUUCGCUGAGAAGACCCGACAUGCAUCUACCUCUUGUUCCAUACCGCGCUUCUAUUCUGUACUAUGACCACAGUUAUAGCCAUGUACUCACUCCAAUACUAUAUAGAUUCCUGGAUUGAGGUAUCGUCGCAGCCGUCUUCCUCGUCCCUGUCUUCGGCUGCUACCAAUGACGACAUCAUAACUACCGGCCUCCGUGUUCAACAAAACGAAUCUAGUCAUUACCGCCGCAGUCGCCGCCGGCGUCUACAACAUCUUGCGGCUGUCGCUACCGCGCAGGUUGAUUACUCGUCUCGCGAGCCUAGCAGUAGUCAAGAUGAAUACGAAGAGAGUGAGAGUGAAUCAGACCGUGUUCUGAGCAGCUCGAAUGAAGAUAUCGGCCAGCGAACCCAUGUUGACUCCUACCUACCUCAACCCAGUGCGCCAGAUGCCAGCCCCUCAAGCGAUGAGGAUGAUAGCUCCACCGCACUUGGAAUGCGUAUUAGCUCAUCGCCAUUUAUCCCUCAACCAAACGUCUUUUCACACCCCCCUGCUUCUCAACACCCUUCCUGGACCAGGCCCACUGAGGCACGUCGCUCUCAGCCUCUCAGCGAAGUGUCCACAUCCAGCCGUCGAACUGCCAUCCGAAGGAGCUCGCAAGCUAGUGCACACUCUGCUCGACGACCAUCGAACCAACAGCACAGUCCAUACAAUCUGAUUUCACCCUCCCACCAUGCAGAUCACGAUGCGGCUCUGCGCGCCAGUCUUUCUACCUUGCUUUCGUGCGCCGCCGCCGCACGAGGUCUUCCGAAAUCAGACCCGCAACCUUCUCCUUCUGGUCCUUCCAGAGCGCAACCGGCGUCAUUCCGCCUUGUAUCAGAAUCGGUGGCAAUGGGGGAGGAAGCCCGCGAGGAUGACCCUCCUUCCGAAACAGAAAUCAGCGUUUCACCCCACUCUCAGCGACCCAAACAAUAUCAACAAUCUCCACCACCAUACUCCCCACGGGGAAUUUCCUCCACCCGUGCAAAGCGCCGUUCAAGCACCUCCAAAGACCGUGGAGGCCAUUCGUCUACCAAAAAGAGCCGUCGAACAGGCAAUGCGGAAUCUUCCUCGGCCGUUAUGACUUGGGUCAUCAGUGCCGGCGUUGUGGUGCUUUUCUCCGCCAUCAGCUUUUCCGCUGGAUAUGUACUUGGUAGAGAAGUGGGUAAGCUAGAGGCAAACACCGGAGUAGGGACUGUUUUAGGAGACAAUAGCCUCACCGCAGGCAAAGCAUCUGCGGCCUGUGGUCAAGAAGCAGUUCGGGGUGGCCUCAGGCGAUUCCGAUGGAGCCCCGGGUCUGCUGGAUCUGGAGUCAUUGCUUAGAUUUUUAAGGGGUUUCCCUGUAAACAUCGGCUGGGAACCCAUUCCGUAUCCACAAUAUUCACGGAUCUAUUUGGAUGCCAACAAUGCUUACGACAACGACGACAACGACGACGAUGAUGAUAGUUCAUAGUUUUGGGGGGGUGCGGAGAGCAAGCUACGGCGAUUCCUUUCUUUUAGUGUUUUUUCCUCCUUGUGUUUGUUGGAUUGAGGGUUGCAUAGCCUUGUUUUGGUAUCCCUACACGAUUCAGGCCGUGGGCCUACCGGGAGCAAAAGUUCCUUGCAGAACAUGCCUACGAUGUUACUUGUGAGGAUUUUUAUCAUUACCCUGGAGUUUUUAAUUUGGUUACAUGGUUGUUUUGACAUUUGAUGGCAGGCUAUACCCAUCUCGACUGUUUGGCAUUGGAAAUAAUGAUAAUCCCAGAUCAAUACAAUUUUUUUUCAAAGAGAGA
Molecule: messenger RNA, 1981 nt
Organism: Aspergillus ochraceoroseus IBT 24754
Lineage: Eukaryota; Fungi; Ascomycota; Eurotiomycetes; Eurotiales; Aspergillaceae
Exons: 1
Coding region: 258-1532 (424 amino acids)
Source: RefSeq, a predicted model, not a curated record